AUUCAGGGAAGUUCUUACGCUCGAUUGUUCCGUAAGGGUGUUAGACGCCAAGACGGGCUAAGUUUAAAACAUUGCGUAAGAGUUUAGAGGUAGGAUCAGCACUGGCAUUGCAAUUUGAGAAAAACAUAUAGUGAAGUCUAAAUUACGAAGAUGAAAAUACUAAAUUCGAGUGUUCGCUGCUCGUUUGUCACAAUGGUGGACUCUGACUUGGAUUAAUUUUGCUGAUAUUUACUAGUUUCGUGAAUAUAUAGGACGUUUUCCUCAGAGUUACGAAUUCCAUCCAGCAGCAAUAGGCCAGACAGGCUGGUCCAAUGUAGUGCCUCUGCAGUGGGAAAGCUCUGUCUACAGAACCCUGGACUGUCCAAAUGCCCUCUGACCCCUAACCCCUGAACCUUGACCAGUAGUCCGUACCUUAUGAUUUGCUGUGAGGCCAUGGCUGCUGUGAACAUCACCAGUAACAUCCUGCACAGGCAGCUCCGGGAUCAGGGAGCACUGGGCUUCCAAAGACACUACCAUGUGACUGACUCCUUCAUCAAGAGACUGGGAUUGGAGGCGGAGCUACAGGGCCACUCAGGAUGUGUCAACUGCCUGGAAUGGAAUGAGAAGGGCGACCUGUUAGCCUCCGGCUCGGACGACCAGCACGCCAUCGUCUGGGACCCCUUCCGCCACAAGAAGCUCAUCACCAUGCACACCGGCCACGCCGCCAACAUCUUCUCUGUCAAGUUCCUGCCCCACUCUGGGGACCGUAUCCUAGUAACAGGUGCGGCGGACACCAAGGUGCAUGUGCAUGACCUGACAGCCAAGGAGACCAUCCACAUGUUCUCUGACCACACUAACCGCGUCAAGCGCAUCGCCACCGCGCCCAUGUGGCCUCAGACCUUCUGGAGCGCCGCCGAGGACGGCAUCAUCAGACAGUAUGACUUGCGGGAGAGCAGUAAACGCUCGGAGGUGCUGAUAGAUCUGACGGAAUACUGUGGGCAGCUGGUGGAGGCCAAAUGUCUGGCUGUAAAUCCCCGUGACAACAACUACCUGGCAGUUGGAGCCAAUGGGCCCUUUGUCAGGCUGUACGACAUCCGCAUGAUCCACAACCACAGGAAAUCGAUGAACCAGAAUGUUGCGGCAGGUGUGCACACCUUCUGUGAUAGACAGAAGCCCAUUCCUGACGGGGCGGGGCAGUACUUUGUAGCAGGCCAUCUGCCAGUGAAGCUUCCAGACUACAACAACAGGCUACGGGUGCUAGUGGCCACCUACGUCACCUUCAGCCCCGACGGCACUGAGCUUCUGGUCAACAUGGGCGGGGAACAGGUAUACUUGUUUGACCUGACCUUCAAGCAGAGGCCCUACACCUUCGUGCUCGGCAGGAAGUGCCAUUCGACUGGAGAACCGGUGCAGAAUGGAAAAACCGCCAACGGCAUCCACCUGCCUGCUAGCCGCCUGCGCCUGUCUGAGGGCAAAAUCUGCAGCGGGUCCGGGGACCUGCCCCCCCACCUGGAGCGCGUGAAGCAGCAGGCUAACGACGCGUUUGCGCGGCAGCAGUGGACGCAGGCCAUUCAGCUGUACAGCCUGGGCAUUCACCAGGCACAGCACAACGCCAUGCUGUACGGCAACCGAGCGGCCGCCUACAUGAAGCGCAAGUGGGACGGCGAUCACUAUGACGCGCUGAGGGACUGUCUGAAGGCCAUCUCGCUGAACCCCGGCCACCUGAAGGCGCACUUCCGGCUGGCGCGCUGCCUGUUCGAGCUGAAGUACGUGGCCGAGGCGCUGGAGUGUCUGGACGACUUCAGGGGCAAGUUCCCCGAGCAGGCCCACAGCAGCGCCUGCGAUGCCCUCGACAAGGACAUCAGAGCUGCCCUCUUCUCCAAGACCGACGCCUCAGCGGAGGAUAAGAAAGGCAGCAGCUCGCUCCGGUUCCACUCGUUCAGCCGGAAGGAGUCGAUCCCGGAGGACGAGAUGCUUCUGCGGGAGAGCAGCUUUGAUUAUAAGCACAGAUACUGCGGCCACUGCAACACCACCACCGACAUCAAGGAGGCCAACUUCUUCGGCAGUAAAGGGCAGUAUAUAGUCAGCGGUUCGGAUGACGGCUCGUUCUUUAUCUGGGAGAAGGAGACCACCAAUCUGGUGCGCAUCCUGCAGGGAGACGAGUCCAUCGUCAACUGCCUGCAGCCGCACCCUAGCUACUGUUUCCUGGCAACCAGUGGCAUUGACCCCGUCGUGCGGCUGUGGAACCCCAGACCUGAGACGGAGGGAGAGAACGGCCGCGUGGUGGAGGACAUGGAGGGGGCGGCGCUGGCCAAUCAGAAGCGCAUGAACGCGGACCCCCUGGAGGUGAUGCUGCUGAACAUGGGCUACCGCAUCACGGGCCUGAGCAGCGGGGGCCCUGAGGCCUCCGACGAGGAGGACAGUUCCGAGGGACAGGUGCAGUGCCGGCCCAGCUAGAGCCCCGAAAUCAGAC
Anguilla anguilla (European eel) is the source of this 2452-nucleotide messenger RNA. RefSeq names its product WD and tetratricopeptide repeats 1 (gene wdtc1). The coding region runs from base 415 to 2436 and encodes 673 amino acids. The record is from RefSeq and is a predicted model, not a curated record. Lineage: Eukaryota; Metazoa; Chordata; Actinopteri; Anguilliformes; Anguillidae. Gene Ontology annotation, molecular function: protein binding. The transcript is spliced from 16 exons. Gene Ontology annotation, biological process: negative regulation of fatty acid biosynthetic process. Gene Ontology annotation, cellular component: cytoplasm; Cul4-RING E3 ubiquitin ligase complex.